Pseudomyrmex gracilis is the source of this 6481-nucleotide messenger RNA. RefSeq lists its product as uncharacterized. The record is from RefSeq and is a predicted model, not a curated record. Lineage: Eukaryota; Metazoa; Arthropoda; Insecta; Hymenoptera; Formicidae. The transcript is spliced from 6 exons. Gene Ontology annotation, cellular component: mitochondrial outer membrane. The coding region runs from base 3087 to 4898 and encodes 603 amino acids. Gene Ontology annotation, biological process: mitochondrial protein catabolic process; mitophagy by internal vacuole formation.
CGUACACGCGUUUGCGGGCUCCCGUGCGUUUUGAUUAAUUGUCGUGCCGCGGUUCUCGUACUCCGGUGGUGUGUUUUAGCCGAGACGGUGACAAAGUCCGAACUGUCGAGCCCCUGGGAUGCAGCCAAGGACGAUAGAGACGAGCGGAUGGCGGAGGAGAACGAACAAUGGUGAAGUGUCCGUUUCCACUUUGUUAGCCGCGAAUCCGCAUUGCUCCAGUCUCGUGUCGAGGCUAGCCGCUGUGUCUCUCGUUGUAUUUACGACGGCAAGGACGUGUUCUUGGCCCGUGUUUAGAAUUUUCGAAAGCGGCUAGAAUCGGGCCUCAUGGAGCUUCGUGACACGGUAUCGUAGGUAGGGUUAGAUUAGGUUAGGGUUAGGUUAGGUUAAGUGCAUAUAAAAAAUCGUCUUUUAUUAAAUAUAUUCAAGCCCUGGAGCAGCAGGCUCGCGCCAAGUAGCGUUUCCGUUGUUAUUUCUGUAUGUUAAUCGGUCGUGAGUAUUUUUGUGUGUCUCGUGAUAGUCCUAUCGUGCCGUUCACGUGCCGCGCGCAGCUAGCGUCUCGUUCCGGCGAUCAGCUGACGCGGUGAAAAGUGUUAUAACGAGUCUUGCGCAUUACUUGAGUAAUUAACGCAUCUCAUAUCGCGCUAUUUUUCACCUCGCCGUGAUUGUUUAAUUGAUCAUACCGAACUCCUUGCCGUCGAGGCCGUCGAGUCAUGGCGUGAUCGAAUAUCGAACCGAAACCGUGCGUGGAUUUUCUCGCGCGAUCGGCCAGAGAAAAGUGCGCGCGAGUCGGAAGUAUCGCAAAUCGGAAGGAGAAAUUAGAACGGACUAGAGUGCGGGUGAAUUGCAAUUUUGUGUGUGGUGAAUUGUCGGGGCAAAUAUCGCCGACGAAUCGCGAACGUACUGUGAAUACGGGUCGCGUGUCGGCGUAUAUCCGGUCCGUGGAAUUCGCGUUCGAGCUGACCUAUCGUACCGUCUUAUCUUUCAACGCGCCUAAACGACCCUUGUCGCGCUUUUUCUCGUGAUCGUUGCAAUAAGAAGACCUUCCGACGUCGCGUUCGCAGUUAGUGAGCAAGUAGUUAAUGAGUGCGGGUAAAAGAACUGACCGCUCUCAACUCCGGGUCGUCUGCAAACCGGAAGCACCCAAACCGGCGAAAGCUUCGUUGCGAGUUGAUGAGUUUGACCAAAUUGCGAACAUCUGUUCACAAGUCCGCAAAAGAAGUGGGCCGAUCGGCCCUGGAGGCAGUAGGCCAGCCCGUGUUUCGUACUCGAGGGCCAGGCGGAAGACAUUUUGCGAGAAGAAGACGCGAGGGGACGCAAACGAGUGCGAGAAAAAAAGAAAGAGAGAGAGAGAGGACAAAGUGGAUUUUGCUGGAGGGAAGAAAAGAAAGUUGUAGAUCGUUAAUCGUCUCUCUGGACGUUCGAUAAAAAAAACCAAAAAAAAAAAAAAACGAGAAGAGAAAGAAAAAGAAAGAGAGAGAGAAAGCUCGAUCGACGUGUGAGAUAAUUGCGCGGCGAUAAUAAAGGUUUAGAGCGGAGUAAUAAGCCGAUAGAUCGAGCGGAAUUCAACAAGUGAAGAAACGAGGUUAGAGCGAGCAGCGCAAAAACGUUCGCGCAAAUCAAGAAUGAAGUGCUCCCGCCUGAUGUUUGUUUCUGAGCCGAGAAUUGCGAAGAAGAAGAGAGUCCGCGUGGGUGGAAAGAGCGGUUAGAAAAUUAGAAACCCCGAGGCGGCCUGCGUUUCUGCGCCGGGGACCAGACGUGCGGAAAAUCGUUCGAGGGAGAAGAAAGGAGAAAAGGGGCUAACCUCGUCAAGGACAGGUCGAAGUCAAAGCGAAGAAGAACGAAGGGUCGAGCCGGGGAGAGUAAUCAGCAUGUGCCGCUCUAAUAGGCGCGCGAUUAUAAAAAGAGUCGAUUUUUAAACGUGUCGCUCUUUUAUCGUCGACGAACAAUUUUAGUUCGCGCGUUUAAUAUAAAGUGUGAAGUAGCAGAGAAGAAGAAAUCAUCGCAUAUAUUUCGAUGAAAAAUAAUUGAAAUAUUAAAUUUCCGGGAGUUUAAGUAUCGAAAUAACGCGAGAGUGAAAAUUGAUGAUGUUUUCAGUUCGAGAGAGUGAGAAGAAGAACCAAGCUGAUUAAACAUGUGCUAAUUAAUCCAAUUCGCGAAGUGUGCGCGAUCCAAUCUGCAGGACGCAAAUAACCAAGAAAUAAUAUUGACACACAGGCGAGUCCGUACAGAUAUAUAUAUAUAUGUGCAUAUUACAUUGAUUGAUUGAAAUAGAAAAAACAUCGGAGAAAUUACAGCUGUUUGCAGGGGAGAAAACGACGCUGCAACAUGUGAUUAAAGAAUCCGUUCCCGUGGAAGAAACGAACGCGAUUUUAGAAAUCAGAAACCCGAGAGAUUCCAACAAAAGAACACAAAGAGAGAGAGAGAGAGAGAGAGCACGCGUUUGAAAUUUUAAUUAAAAUAAAUUUUAAUUAAGUUUUUAAUUUAACUAGAAUGUUAAUUGAAGUAAUUAAAUAGCAUCGCGAGGUUCUUGAUUAGAUGUAUAAAUUUUCGAAACCGCGUUGCGACCGAAUCAAUUAACUGCGAUAUCGAUCGAGGAAUCUCUCUUGCAAAAAAAAAAAAUCGUAACAACCGCGGAAAUCGUGGAAACGUUUUGCAAUCUCAAACUGCGAAUCCGCUUGCGGCGAAAGUGACACACAUACGAGGAAUCGUCAACGUGACACAGACUCGCCCUCUUGGUUAAGAGUCGUAAGAAAUAAUUUGUUUAGGAGAAUAAUCCAAGAUAAGUGGGAAGACGCGACGGUUCACGGAGACACACGUACCUGCCGGGUCAAAGAUCGCGCAUCGGGGACGGAGAGAAAGUCUUGAAAGUAUCGGCGAAAGAAAAGCCGCGCCGACAAGUGGAUAUCUCGAAUGGCGGUGUCUUCUUUGAAGGGGCGCGGUUGAUUCUUCAAGAGUUGCUGCGACGCUGCUUUAACCCUCGAUCCGCGACAGAGAGUAACCAACAAAAAGACCAACGCGGGAUAUAUAACGGGACGAGAGAGAUUAGCGUAUAGAAGAGAUACGGGAUCAUCCGCUUGGCGGAAAAGAUGAGCAGGCAAAGCGUACCACCUCCGGGCAUCAAUUCCUGCGAGAGGAUCAGACCGGAGCGGUCCAGAAACACGAUACAGAGACUCGUGUGGGGUCCGGGCUCGCAAUUCCAGGUCGGCCACGUCGGAAUCCCGGAGGAUGACGGCUCGAAUCCGCGGAUGGCUCUGAGAAGAUUGCUGAGACUUUACGAAGGCAGGCAAUACAGAGAGGCGGCCGCCUUUCUGAUGAAGCUGCCGCAUUACACCCUGAAGGCCACACUGCCGGAUAUUCCGGUAGACCUGUUGAUCGAAACGUUGCCGCACAGCCUCGCCCUGCUGGAGGCGCUCUAUUCCCGACUGGUUGAACUGAACCUGAGCGACACGAAGAUUCUGCGGAUCGAGCAGGUACUCUGGAGGAUAGUGCAUCUGAUAUCGACCGGUCAGGACCAUCCGCGGCCGCGUAUCUGGUGCAAGCUGCUCGUGUCCCUGUACAGAUUAUCGCCCGGUACGAAAAACACGUUGCUAUCGAGACGACGUGCCCUCGAGAGAGCCGUCGAGGGACUUGGCAAACACGGACUGGUGUCCUCCUCGCAGACGAGCAGCUCCGAGAACUCGAUUACGCCGAAUCUCGUGCCGUUGCCGGUGGCGCUGAAAGAAGAGCUCGAGACGCGAACGGAAACGUACAAAUUGGCAUUGCACAAAAUCGAGAGCUUGGGCAAGCAAGCGGGUAUUCACAAAGCGGAUCAAGGUGUACAGGCGGCAUCGCAUCAGCGUCAGCUUUCCCUCAAGUACAGCGAGAUUCAGCAACGUCUGAUCGACAAUCAGAGUCUGCUCAACACCCUUGAGAAAGCGGGCGGACCGUGUCGCCUCGAGAAUCUGCUCGCGGAACUGAAGCGCCGAGUCGAGCAGGACAAAGAGGCGCUGCGACAAUGGACGGCCUUGCGGAAAACAACCUGCGGAACGACGAACGCGAAGAACCCGCCGCUCGCGGCCAGGCUGCUGCAGUUCUCGAGAGGUUGCGCCCUCGCACUGCAACUCAUGAGCGAGGAUAAUCCUCAGGCAUUUCAUCUGGACGAGAAUCUGGGCGACGACUACGAGGAGGAAUCCAGCAGCGCCGGCUACCACACGGACGAGAGCUGCAGCCCGACCCCCGAGCCGGUGGUAACUGGCAGCAACUGCGAGGCUCUCAGCUUGGAGGAGAAUUGUGCGGAUUUAACGUCGGCAGAUGUGACAGUAGAGCGACUCGCCGAGAGAUACGGUCUUCUCUACGCUCAGGCCAAUCUGCACACCCUGGAUGCCUUGGACGCGUUAGAGCCACUCAAGGACGCGCCCGACUUAAAAGCGAAGAUCCUCUACUCGGUCGUAGUGCUCUCCUGGCGUUUGGCCGGCAUGGUGCAGACAUCGAGGCGCCUUGAGGCCCUCAAGAUCCUGAACGGCGCGGCCGCGGUGUCGCAGACGGCGACGCCGGAGCUUGAGGAAUGUAUCAAACGACAGCUGGCGAUUUCUGGCGCGCAGACCGGUUCCCGCGAGGUCGCCGAGCAGGUGGUCAACCAGCUGGAGAGGACACUGUACGACUUUCCGUGUCUACGUGGCUGCCCCGAGGUCAAGAGUUACGCCACCGCGUGCUCCACUUUAGCCUGGGCGUGUCUCGCGCGAUCCACGCCGCUGGUGCUCGAUGUUGCACAGAGUCUCGAGUUCCGCCGGGAGAUCCAUGUGAGGCAUCACGCGUCACCGAAUCCGCACGGGACCAGAAUCCAAUCGGUCCUGUGGCCAGGACUUCGGGAGGGCUGUCAAGGACCCUGCCUUCACAGAGCCGUCGUGCUGACCUGCUAAAGCACGCGGUUUUUCUGUAAGAAAAUUUCAGAGGGACUGUUUUAUUUAAUUUUUAUUCGGUUGUUUUAAUUUGAGGUUGAAACUUCAAUUUUACGGUUUUUUUUUCAUUAAAAAAAAAUCUUUUACACGAAUGUGUAAGAAUAUUUAAAAAAGACCCCCGAGAAUUAAUAGGAAAAACAAAGUACAGUACAAUAAUUUUUUUAUAAGCUCAAUUAAUAUAAAAAUAGUUUAAAAAAUAUAAAAUAUAAAAUAAUUUAAAGAAUAAUUACCACAGUACGAAUAUAAUUUUUGUUUCGGAAGAUAUCUUACUUCGCUGGAUUAUCUCGGGCGGAAUCUCGCAAAAUCAUGAAAAUAAUUUAAAUUUUGCGCAACAAAAAAAAAAUAAAUGGACGGAGUGCGAAUUGGAUGCGAAAUGGUUGACAGAGAAAAUCUCGUAUGCACGAGAUGCACCGCAACGAGAUGCUCCAAUUUCGUUCGUGCUAACGAUAUGCGUUCUACGCCGUUGACACUCGAUACCACAAACCGGACAACUUUAAAUUUUCAGAAACGUAUCUGAUGCUCGUGGCUUUGCAGAAUCGAGAAUUCUAGGGUAGUAUGACACAGUGCGUUUGUGCAAUCCCUACAUAUUCCUCUGCAUUCUUGUUUAUGCGGGUGUUAUCUGACGUUCGCGGAAAAAAAAAUCGAUAUGAGCGAAUGACGGCUGACAUAUAAAGAGCGAUGAAUGUCGAAAACUCACGUGGCGCCGAGAACAAUACCUACACUAAGAGUAAAUGAUAGCCGGAACAAUCAAAUGUAAAAAAUGUGUAUGCACAUAUUUAAAAAGUAUUAUUGUUAUAAAAAAGAGAGAAAAAGAGAAAAUUGUGAUGAAAAAAGUUUUUUCUCAUAUUUUUACAGGAAAAAAUUCUGGUCUUUUGAGUUACGUGAGUUUUGACGCGAGUGUUCCAUUUAAAUUACGUAAUUUAUCGAUUUCGAGCUUCUUAAAAAAAAAGACAUUUAAUCUGAUUAUAAACUACUUAUCAAGAAGCACGAUAGUGCCUCGCGCCAAGUUCACGCGCAACAAAGUGGCGCACGAACUGCGCGAGGUAGGAUUCUCUCGAAGCCUAUAAAAUUAGCACUUAUAGUUGUACAGUCUAUAAUAUAUAAGUUAGAAUUAAACACUACAGAUUGUAAGAUAUAGAAUUACAAUAGAAACAAAUUAUACCGGAAACAAAUAAUAAUAAUAAUAAUAAUAAGAUGAGAGCGGGUGGGGCUAUUAAAGUCCCUUUGUGUGACCCUAGAUUUAUAAGAUCUUCUGUGACUCCCGGCUAUAGUUGCCUAUCGGCCUAUCUGCUUUUCGGUCCGGCAUUUUCUGGCAGGCUACACAAGUGGCCGAUCUUGAGAUAUUUUUCAGGUCCUCGGGCUCUGCAAACAUGCGGCCCAGGGAUCUGAACCUUUUAAGCACUACCAGAAACAAAUAGAAACAAUUAAAUCGUUUACGCAAACAUUAAUGCUCGAAAAUAUACACAGAUUAACAUUUCGUUAUUUUUUUUAUAUAAACUAAGAGAUUAGGCAUAUAAGUUUUGUUUUAAAUUACUAACAAUUGA